AUGCCGCGCCGUCGCCCUCCCGGCAGACGAGGGCAGUCGGCUGCUUUUAGCUCGACCCUGAUCGCCCUUCUCCUCGUCUUCCCGCUCGUGGCCUCCACUCAGCAGCAGUACCAUGGCCAUCAAUCCAAUGUUCGCCGGAACUCUCCGCGCGAAGAGACGCUCCUCGACACCUCGACCCGCAACUCGCACUGGUCCGAGGACCAUCUAAACACCCUCUCUGAGCACUCCGUCAAGGAUGUCCGACACAACACAGAAACCCCUUUCAUCUCCAAGAACGAGCGCGCCAUUGCGACUCUCGCUCCAGCAGGCUCCGAGUUUGCUGUUCGAGCACCUCCUGCCAGGUCCGCUGCCGGUCCCUCUGGUGCCAUCUCCUCCCGAGAACGUGCGCGGUCCUUGCAGGAUUGGGAAGUCGUGGACUUUGUCCUUUUGGCGACUGUCGAUGGGAUGAUGCAUGCUAGAGACAGAAACACUGGCGAGGAGCGAUGGACUCUGUACGCCGACCGUCCUAUGGUGGACAUGGUCUACCAUCGAAGAAACUCCACUGGAGGACCCAGUGACCAAAUUCUGGACGAGGGCUUCGAAUGGAUAGUCGAGCCAAAUCAGGACGGGAGUCUAUACAUAGCGACACCCGCUCCGAACAUUGGCAUCCAGAAGCUCGGUCUCACCGUCAAGCAGCUCGCCGAAGAACUUUCGCCUUACGCUAGUGAAGAUCCCCCAGUCGUCUACACGGCCGAAAAGAGGAUUACCAUGUACACCGUCGAUGCCACUACUGGCCGAAUCCUCAAACAAUUCAAUUCCGGAGGCGCCAGCAGUUACGAAGGCGAAGGCAGUUGCCGUCUCAAAGGAUUCGAGGGUGUUGAUGAUGACGCCUGCAAGCCUACCGGCACGCUGGCGCUGGGCCGUACGGAAUACACGGUCGGCAUCGCCAACAGGGACACAGGUGCUCCGAUUUGCACAAUAAGAUAUUUCGAAUGGGCGGCCAACAAUCGGGACCGAGACUUACACAGCCAGUAUUCGUCGACCAUGGACAACAAGUACAUUUACAGCAAGUUCAACGGUCAUGUCUUUGCCCUGGAUCAUACCCGAGACAUAGAGCGGCGAGUGUACAGAGGAAAGUUUGACUCGCCCGUCGUGCGGGUUUUCGAUGUGGUCAGGCCGUUCCAUGCGAACUCCAACUCCCGAGAUACGGCACUUGUGCUACUUCCGCAGCCUCCUGGGCCGGCUAUUGUUCAGGACGUCGAGCAGGAUGUCUUCGUUAACUGCACCGAGAACGGCAGCUGGUACGCGAUGUCUGAGAGCAGCUAUCCUGCGGUCACCGAUGGCGCGACGAGGGCACAAUGCUACUCAGUGGAUUGGAAUCAGCUCGCCAUCAACUGGGGUGUAAAUCAUCCAUCCAUCAAGCCCUUCCUUGUUGGUGUCCAUUCGUUGUCGGACGAUAAUCGAGCAACCCCAUCACAUCUCGCGACUAUUGGAGGGACAGAAGAAGUUUCUUCUGUUAACAAACCUGCUGGUGACAUGCAGCCUGUCAUCUCUACCAGAUCCGCUCCCACGCCACUUCCAACUCCUCAAAAGCCAACCUGGGGUCUGUUCUUUUGGACUUUGGUUGUUGCAAUUGCUUUUCUGUACCUCGGUGCUGUCGUUGACUGGAAGAAAACUUUACACGAUCCACUCUCUACGUUGAAAGCAAACACCGCUGUUCCUGAUCUGUCUCCUAGAGUCCCACAGAUUGAAAUUUCUGAGGCCCAGUCGCCAACCGAGGAACCUGAGGAGGCAACAGAUGAGCAGCGCAAGGAAGUACGCUUCAAGGUCGCCGAGGAAGAAAUUUCCGUCCCUGGAGACGAAACACCGCCAUCUCCCACUGACAGCGAAUCCAAACUUCUUCCGGAUAAUGGUUCCGAGAGACCGGUCUCACCUGGACCGGGUGAGGAUGGCGAGAAUGCGGAGGCGCCGAAAAAGAAGAAAGCACACCGUGGCGUGCGUGGGGGUAGGAAGCGUAAGGGGAAGAAGAAGUCGUCUGAGGAGGAGGAAGAUGGCGGUAUUAGAGUCGUGGAAGAUGUCAAGAAAUUCGGCGAGGAACAAGCUCCUAAGCCUGAGAGCAUAGAGGACCAAGAUGCCUCAUCCUUGUCAGCUGCCAAGCAACUCCACAACCUCACCAUAACAAAUCGCGUCCUUGGCAGUGGAAGUGGUGGUACUUUCGUCUUCGAAGGAAAAUUCGAGGGACGUGAUGUUGCCGUUAAACGGAUGCUUCAUGAGUACUACGAGCUCGCUGACCAAGAAGUCAACCUCCUAACGCAGAGCGAUGAUCAUCCCAACGUCAUCCGUUACUUCUGUAGGCAAAACGACAAAGACUUCCUUUACAUCGCCGUGGAGCUUUGCCAAGCCAGUCUUUGGGACCUGUACUCCGAGAGCAGCAUUAGAAGCGACUACGAGGACUGGACAGAUAAACAGAGCCGACUCGUCGGCGAGAUAAACAAGGACGUUCCUCGGGCACUCUAUCAACUGGCGGCUGGUUUGAACCAUCUUCAUGGCCUGAGGAUCAUCCAUCGAGAUAUCAAACCACAAAACAUUCUCAUUGCCUACCCGAAGAAGAACCAAACUGGGGGCCCUCGUUUCGUCAUCUCUGAUUUUGGUCUUUGCAAAACAUUACCUGACGGCGUUAGCACAUUGGUCGGUACAACAACCAAUGCUGGCACUGUGGGAUGGAAAGCUCCCGAGCUCAUCCUCCAGCCAAAAGAGAUCGAAGGGCGUGGGAGCUCCACUGGUCAUACCCGUGACUCUUCUCAGUCCAACGACGCUGUCAGCCAAGGCGUCAAGCGCUCUGUGGAUAUCUUCUCCCUGGGCUGUGUAUUCUUCUACGUCCUGACCAACGGCUCGCAUCCCUUUGACGACGAAGAAGGAUGGAUGCAAAUGCGCGAACUCAACAUCAAGAAGAACAAGUACAACUUUAGCAAGCUCGAAUAUCUGGGUGACGACGCAGAAGAACCCAUGCACCUUAUUUCGCGCAUGCUGUCAAACAACCCUGUCGACCGUCCCACAGCUGCGCAAGUCAUGCAACAUCCUUUCUUUUGGAAUGCUGAAAAGCGCCUCACCUUCCUGUGCCAGGUCUCGGACCGCUUCGAAUUUGAGCCGCGCGACCCGCCCUCCAAGGAGCUGCUCAGACUGGAAUCGCACAACGUCGAAGUUAUUUGUAGCGCCAGGGGCACUCAUCCGAUAAAAUUCCCAGACUUUUUAGCAAAGUUGGACAGAAAAUUCAUCGACACGCUGGGCAAGCAGCGCAAGUACCAAGGUGACCGCAUGCUUGACCUCCUCCGCGCGCUACGCAACAAAAAGAACCACUACUACGACAUGCCGCCCGAUGUGCAGGCCAAGGUCGGCCCGUUGCCAGAUGGCUAUCUCAGGUACUGGACGACGCGGUUCCCGAAGUUACUGAUGGCCUGCUACGAGGCGGUGCAGGAGUGUGGAUUCCAUAAGGAGGCGGGCUUCAGGCCGUUCUACGAAGGAGAGGUGAAAUGA
Aplosporella prunicola CBS 121167 is the source of this 3513-nucleotide messenger RNA. RefSeq lists its product as uncharacterized. The record is from RefSeq and is a predicted model, not a curated record. NCBI's taxonomy places the organism in Eukaryota, Fungi, Ascomycota, Dothideomycetes, Botryosphaeriales, Aplosporellaceae. Gene Ontology annotation, molecular function: ATP binding; RNA endonuclease activity; protein serine/threonine kinase activity. Gene Ontology annotation, biological process: intrinsic apoptotic signaling pathway in response to endoplasmic reticulum stress; protein phosphorylation; IRE1-mediated unfolded protein response. The transcript has 2 exons. The coding region runs from base 1 to 3513 and encodes 1170 amino acids. Gene Ontology annotation, cellular component: IRE1-TRAF2-ASK1 complex.